AUGGAGCUCCACCAACACCUCGAGCCGCCGCCGCCGCCGCCGCCGCAGCGCCGUCCGUGGCCGCCGCCCAAGGAGAUGGCGGGAGAUCAUGACGUCAAGCCCCGGGGUGUGCUCCCCCUCUCCCUCUCCAAUGGCUUCCUGGGGAAGAAGACCACGCCGGCGGCGGAGGCGGCGGCGGCUCCCUCAUCGCCGCCGCCGGCGGUUUACAGGGAGUGCAUGAGGAACCACGCGGCGGCGCUGGGAGGGCACACACUUGACGGCUGCGGGGAGUUCAUGCUCUCCCCCGUCUCCGUCUCAGACGCCGCGGAAGAGCCCUCCGCCCUCGCCUGCGCCGCAUGUGGCUGCCACCGCAACUUCCACCGCCGGGUCCUCCGCCGGGAGGAGAGGGAAGGAGAUGACCGGAGCUCCUCCCCGGCGGCGGCCCCGUUCGGCUCUAUCGGCCACCGCAUGCUGGUGGGCCUCGGCGGCGGACUUCCGGGGAGGCCGGCGGGGCCGCCGUCCGGGGCGAGGAGGAUCCCUCAGAGGAAGAGGUUUCGGACGAGGUUCAGCCUGGAGCAGAAGGCGAGGAUGAAGGAGGUGUGCGAGCGUCUGGGGUGGCGGAUGCAGAAGAGGGACGAGGGGCUGGUGGAGGAGUGCUGCCGGGAGAUCGGCGUCAGCCGCGGCGUCUUCAAGGUCUGGAUGCACAACAACAAGCACAACUUCCUCGGCGGCCCUUCUUCACGGAGAGCGGCAACCGCCGGCGGAGGCGGCGGCGUUGGAGGUUCGCCUCCUGAUGGCAGCGGAGCAGCCGGCGGCGGAGACAGUGAAGAAGACUCCAGCUGUAGAGGGGGCGAUGUGGCAGGAGAUGCGUUUGAUAACGGCGGCGGAGGCGGCGGCGGCGAUCAUGCGGUGAAAUGUCCUUCCUCCAAGAGACAGUGCAUGCAGGGAGAAGACUGA
This is a messenger RNA of Spirodela intermedia, 936 nucleotides long. The record is from the annotation of a GenBank genome assembly. NCBI's taxonomy places the organism in Eukaryota, Viridiplantae, Streptophyta, Magnoliopsida, Alismatales, Araceae.